AUGAGAGGGGUGAAAGAGAUGGAGCUUGUGGCUAUGGUGGUUUUCCUCAUUUGCAUUCUCAGCUCCACCAAUGGCGAUACAGAUCCAAACGAUGCUGCUGCUAUAAGCGCCUUGUAUACGGGUUUGAAUCAGCCACCACAGCUCGAUAAAUGGAACCCAAGUGGUCAGGACCCUUGUGGGCAGAACUGGAAAGGAAUUACGUGCUCAGGCUCAAGAAUUACAGAAAUAAGGAUAUCGGGACUGGGACUCACUGGGAAUAUGGGGUACCAACUAGAUAAAUUGACAUCAUUAACUACUUUCGAUAUCAGUAACAAUAAUCUUGGAAAUCAGAUACCUUUUCAACUUCCUCCAAAUGUGACAAGACUGUAUUUACAAAACAAUCAGUUUACUGGAACUCUUGAUGUCCUCGCUAAUCUACCUCUUGAAAAUCUGAAUGUCGAGAACAAUCGUUUUACCGGAUGGGUUCCUCAACAGCUGAGAGGCAUAAACAUUCAUGCAAACGGCAAUCAAUUCAAUUCCGGGCCUGCCCCUCCACCGCCACCUGGCACCCCGCCAGCUGUCAGACCCAGCCGGAACCAUCGUGGUGGUGGAGGGAGUGGCGGCGGAGACUCAUCCGGUGGUGGCGGAGGUGGAGGCUCUUCCGGCAUUGGCGGCGGUGCUAUAGCCGGAAUUGUUAUUUCUAUUCUGGUCAUUGGGGCUGUAGUUGCGUUUUUCGUCAUAAAGAGACGAUCGAGAAAAUCGCCUAUGGACAUUGAGAAGCUCGACAACCAGCCUUUUGCUCCCCUAACUUCGCAAGAAGCGCAAGAAAUCAAGUCUGUUAAGGCUUCAUCAGCAAGCAGCACUACAUCUUUCGAAGCACCAGCUGUGAUAAACCUGAAACCUCCUCCUUCUGAUCGUCACAAGUCGUUUGACGAGGAUGAUGUAACCGUUAUGCCGAUUGUGCCCCCGAAGAAAGUGAACAGGGCACCAAUAGAUGCUAAGCUGUUCUCAGUUGCCGAUUUGCAGAUAGCAACGGAUAGUUUCAAUGCCGAUAAUCUCAUUGGCGAGGGAUCAAUUGGACGUGUUUUCCGGGCUCAAUUGGAUGAUGGAAGGGUUGUUGCUGUGAAGAAAAUAAAUUCGUCCGUACUUUCGAAUUCAGAGGUUUUUCUGGACAUUGUGUCUGAAAUUUCGAAAUUGCACCAUCCGAAUGUAACUGAGCUGAUUGGGUAUUGUUCCGAGCAUGGUCAACACCUUCUCGUUUAUGAGUUCCAUAAAAACGGGUCCUUGCACGAAUUUCUGCAUCUUUCUGAUGAAUAUAACAAGCCUUUGACGUGGAACACUCGUGUCAAGAUUGCAUUGGGGACCGCAAGAGCACUCGAGUAUCUGCAUGAAGUGUGUUCACCUUCUGUUAUUCAUAAAAAUUUCAAGUCAGCAAAUAUUCUACUGGACAUGGAGCUCAACCCUCACCUUUCUGAUUGCGCAUUAGCCAGCCUUGUCCGUGAACCAGAUCAGGCAUCCGGCUAUAGUGCACCUGAGGUGACAAUGUCCGGUCAGUACACCAUUAAGAGUGACGUUUACAGCUUUGGGGUUGUGAUGUUGGAGCUUCUUACAGGCCGCACGCCAUUCGAUAGUUCAAGGCCAAGAACCGAGCAAUCUUUAGUCCGAUGGGCAACACCUCAGCUCCAUGAUAUCGAUGCCCUCUCUAAAAUGGUCGACCCGUCUCUCAAGGGACUCUAUCCCGUCAAGUCCCUCUCGCGUUUUGCGGACGUAAUUGCCCUCUGUGUCCAGCCGGAGCCCGAGUUUAGGCCACCUAUGUCAGAGGUGGUACAAGCAUUGGUGCGGUUGGUACAACGCGCAAACAUGAGCAAGCGCACGUUUGGAAAUGAAGCUGCCUCGACUCGAGCUGGCAAUGGUGAUGCUGAGGACUAUACUCCGUAG
Striga hermonthica is the source of this 1917-nucleotide messenger RNA. The record is from the annotation of a GenBank genome assembly. NCBI's taxonomy places the organism in Eukaryota, Viridiplantae, Streptophyta, Magnoliopsida, Lamiales, Orobanchaceae.